AUGCGGCUCCGUUCCUUUUUGCUGCGGUACUACCCACCAGGGAUCACGCUGGAGUACGAGACCUCCUUAGGGGAGGUCCGGGAGAAGACGAUAGAUCUCCUAACCCUCACAGUGACGACAAACUUAGAGCGUCUUGCGGCGGAGAUUAUUAAGGAGGAGCCACUACUCUCUGAGAAGUAUGCACCACAGCUUCUAUCGUACCUGCGGCGUCUCGUGGAAAAGUUAAAGGUGGGGCACAACAGGAAGGAGAAAUUUGUGCUCUUUAAGACGCUGCGGGGACACAUGUUGCCCUUGACGAACUGCGCCUUUAAUAAGGGCGGGGACUCCUUCAUCACUGGCAGCUACGAUCGCACCUGCAAGGUGUGGGACACAGCCACUGGAAACGAAAUUGUUUCGUUGGAAGGUCAUCGCAAUGUAGUGUACUCAGUCUCAUUUAACAACCCCUAUGGGAAUCGUGUGGCCACAGGCAGUUUUGAUAGAACGUGCAAGAUAUGGGAUGCGGCUACAGGGCAGUGUUACCAUACACUAGCGGGUCAUAUGGCGGAGGUGGUCUGCAUGAGUUUUAAUUCGCAGAGUACGCUGCUUUCAUCAGGGUCUAUGGACUACACAGCGAAGGUGUGGGACCUGGAGACGGGGCAUGAGACAUACUCCCUCCUUGGACACACCGCAGAGAUAGUCUCACUCAACUUCAACAUAAAAGGUAAUUUAAUUCUCACAGGUAGCUUUGACACAAAUGCCAAACUGUGGGAUGUGCGCACCGGCAAGUGCACCCACACGCUAAAUGCACACCGAGCUGAAAUCUCCUCCACGCAGUUUGACUACACCGGCAACCUCUGCGUCACUGGAUGCAUUGACCGCUCUUGCAAAUUGUGGGACGUUGGCUCCGGGCGAUGUGUGUCGACGCUGCGGGGUCACACAGACGAGAUCCUUGACGUGGCCUUUAACACGACGGGGUCACUCAUUGCGACAGCUAGCGCAGAUGCUACGGUGCGUGUGUACGACACCGCGACCUGCAACUGCAUCGCAACUCUGCUAGGUCACGAGGGCGAAAUCUCAAAGGUGCAGUUCAACCCGCAGGGGACGAAAAUCAUCUCCGCCUCAAACGAUAAAUCAUGCCGCCUGUGGAAUGUGGAGACUGGAGAACUUCUGCAGUGCCUUGUGGGGCACAAGGAUGAGAUAUUCUCCUGUGCAUUCAACUACGAGGGAGAUACCAUCUUGACGGGCUCAAAGGACAAUACGUGCGGUAUCUGGAAGAGUCAACCUAGCUAG
This is a messenger RNA of Trypanosoma rangeli, 1269 nucleotides long. RefSeq names its product WD domain-containing protein. The record is from RefSeq and is a predicted model, not a curated record. Gene Ontology annotation, molecular function: ubiquitin binding. Gene Ontology annotation, cellular component: cytoplasm; nucleus. Gene Ontology annotation, biological process: ubiquitin recycling; proteasome-mediated ubiquitin-dependent protein catabolic process. Lineage: Eukaryota; Euglenozoa; Kinetoplastea; Trypanosomatida; Trypanosomatidae. The coding region runs from base 1 to 1269 and encodes 422 amino acids. The transcript has a single exon.